Oreochromis niloticus (Nile tilapia) is the source of this 969-nucleotide messenger RNA. Its product is annotated as CD209 antigen-like protein E. NCBI's taxonomy places the organism in Eukaryota, Metazoa, Chordata, Actinopteri, Cichliformes, Cichlidae. The record is from RefSeq and is a predicted model, not a curated record. Bases 133 to 912 code for a protein of 259 amino acids. The transcript has 7 exons.
UGUUUUCUAUUAAAUGUAUAAAGAAUUGAAUCUAUGAUAAAUAACAAAGGAAAAAAAAUGUAACACUUUGUUGUGUUUUGUGAUUCAGAGAGUGUUGGAUUAAGUCUGAAGUCAGGAUCUUGAAGUUUCAGCAUGAUGAGCCGUCCGCAGAGCUUCAUAGAAGGUGAAGCUCCUGACUCUCAGCAUGCAAAAUCAAACAGAGGGUCAAAGGUCACCACAGAGAGAGUGGCACUGGUGGUUCUCUGUAUCCUGCUGGCAGCUGCUCUCAUCGUUAUUUAUCGUCUCUCAUUUGACAAAAUUAGAACGAACAAAGAGCUCGAAAACCUGAAACAUCACAAAAUGAAGUGUGAAAGAAAUCUGACAGAGACUCUCUCUAAGAUAAAAUCAUGCAGCACGGUGCAGCCGACCUGUCCAGGACCUAAAGUAAUAGAUGAUCCUUGUUCUAAAUGUGAAGAAGGCUGGGAGCAACAUGGAGGAAAGUGCUAUUACUUCUCCAUCAAUAAAUCAUCCUGGAACGAGAGCAGAGAUGAGUGUAGAGCUAAAGGAGGAGACCUGGUUAAGAUAGACAGCAGAGAGGAGCAGACUUUUCUGGAGAGAAGACUGAGAGAUGUAAUGACUGAAGAUGAGGACAAGUUCUGGAUCGGACUGACAGACUCAGCAGUAGACGGCAGAUGGGUGUGGGCGGACGGAUCAUCACUGAAUGAAAGCUUGAAGUUUUGGAGUGACAUACAGCCAGACAAUUGGAAAGGGCACAAUGGUGAACAUCCUGAUGGAGAGGACUGUGCAAGGAUGGGAGAAAAAGGUGGAACUAAAGAUCUAAAGUGUUGGUUUGAUGCAUUUUGCUCAAAUCCUCACAGAAGUAUUUGUGAGAAAGCAGGAGUAAAAGGAAAGUUUAAAAAAGUAUGUGAUUAAAAUUUAUUUCAGUCUAUUAAACACCGGAGUGGAGUGAUGCAGGUUUUCAAAGUAAUG